GUCCGAUGCUCCUGCUGAUAGGAAGGCACAGCUCCAUGAUGGUUUCUGAGCAGGGCACUGAAACACAUUGGGAACUCCCCCUUGCUGGGUCAGCCCCACAGCUUUGUUGUAUUGCUGUUGAAGACUAUGCUCCCUAAUUACCCCCAUCAGCCAGAGCUGUGGGGUUUCUCAUCAGUCCUGGCACACACACAAGUCCCUGGCCAGGUCUCCACCAAACCACCUCCAGCCCUUGACCCUGGGGCCCUGGCACUUAUCCCAUCCUGGAUUAGAGGGGCCACUUUAACGAGUUAAUGCCCCCUGGUGAUGCUUGCUCUCUGCAGUCACAGGCUCUGUGCCAGGACUUUCCCCUGCUGGAGGAAGAAACUUUCUAGCCCCAGGGGCAAGUUCUCAGCUCCUGCUAAAUGGACGCCAGCUGAGCACUGGGGCUUGUAUGUCCUGCUCAUCCUUGGGUCUCUAGUGUCUCCCAGAGCAUCUCAACCUCCUCACAGCUUUUUGUGGGGUGGUGGAGGCUGUGGGUAAGAAGUGAGUAUGGAAAAUACACCCCAGAAGCCAGAGGUUGUCUCCUCCAUUGGAGCUCUGUUAGUAGCGACGACAACACUGACCGUAAGAUUCAUCACCAGGAGGUUCAUUGGAGACUAUGACCCAACGCUAGAAAUGAUUUACAGGCACAUGGCUGUCAUCGAUGGGGAGAUGGUGCACUUCGAGAUCCUUGACACGGCGGGGCAGGAGGAAGACUCCCUGCAGAUAGAGGAGAAGAUCAAGUGGGGAGAUGGCUUUGCGGUGGUCUACUCGGUGACGGACCGGUGCAGCUUCGACGAGGUUGUGCGGCUCUGCUUCCUCAUCAACCACAUCCACGCCAGCCCCAAGCGGAGCGGUGGGAGCGAGCAGCCCCCUGUGGUCAUCGUGGGCAACAAGAAGGACUUGCAGUUUGACAGGAUGGUGUCCACAGAGGAUGGCGAAAACCUCUCCAAAACCUUGAAGCUUCCUUUCUAUGAGAUCUCCACCCGGGACAGCUAUGAAGAGACCGUGGUGGUGUUCAACACCCUCUACCAGGAGCUCAUGAGGCAGGGGCACUUCUCCCCGGGCUCCUUCAAGAGGAGGACAGUGUCAAAGGUGAUGGAGAAGAUCCCCAAGAUGCAAGCCAGCUCCACCUUGAACUCGGCGGGCCGGAGCCUCAGCUUUAACUCCUUCAGGGACUACAUCCCCGAGUGAGCACCCCCAGGGCAGAGGCAGGAGCGAUGGACAAGCCGGGACCAGGGGAUGGGUCCUCCUGCUGCCAGGGCACCCACUGGGGAGUGAGAAGCCACCUUCCUCGGGGGCUGGAGGGCAGCUUGUGGGCCAGGGCUGAGCUCCUGGGAGGGGAAAGUUAAGAGGUGGGGCGGGUGGGAUUGGUGCUGAGCAGCCUCCAAAAGCCUGUAGGUUUCCACAAACAGGCUUUGCGUCGGCAGGGAGGAUGCUCUUCCUCUGUCCCACCCCUUUGCUCCCUCCUCCUCCUCCUCCAUGGCUGAAGUCAGCAACAAAGAUCAUCCCUGUUGGCUUCAGCGGUGCUGGGUCAACACUUGUAGGCACCAAUUUGCUUCGUUGAGUACCAGACCCAUCUCCGACACCUCCCUGUGGAUCCCCUGCUCCCCACCUGAGGCUCGCUGGGUUUUCUCGUGUCCCUUGGGCUCUGCUGGAGCCCUUCUCCUCCUCACUCACGGGCUGGCAGCACGGGCAUGUUCCGAAGGAAAGCAGAGAUCUGUUUACAGCAGGGGGAAAAAAGCCUGCUAACCUCUGGCUUUUCUCAAAACCUGUGUUUUUCAACAUCUGAAGCUUCUUAUCACUUUCUCCUUUAACACCACUGUAAAUAAAAGCCCGGGCAAUGGGCUCCUGGCUGAGGCUGCCCCUUGCUCUCCGUCUCCGCCUCACUCGGGGCUGCAGGCCUCCGUGGGGUGGCCAAGCAGGCUGCACUGCUGAUGUACGCUGCAACCUCGGGCUGAGAUCGUGCUUCUCCAUCCCAGGGGAAUAUUGUUCCUGAUGCAACUUCUAGUGAUGCCCUCGCCCUGCAGCUCAGCUCAGCAUUGGCAGUGUGUCUCAGAGAGUCCCCGGGGUGCAAAUCAUGGGACAUGGUGCAACGGAGCAGAGAGUGGGAGGUGCAAAUGAUUCUUGGUCCCUCACCUGCUUAUUAGUUGCCCCAUCCCAAAUAGGAAAUUGCUGUGGCCAGAGAAUUUGGGUGUGCUGCUGCAUCGUCAGCACCGGGGCACAUCCUCCCGCUGAGCUGCUCCUGCCUGAUUUCUCUUCCUCCCACCCUCCCAGUGCAGAGUGCUGCUUUGCCAUCCAAAAAGUGCAUUUUUUGGGAGACCUGCGGCGUGCCAUGUGUGUGUCCUCCGAGAAGUAACUGUGUGUUGCUGCGUCCUGUGACAAUAAAAGCCCAGACAGUGA
Molecule: messenger RNA, 2421 nt
Organism: Anas platyrhynchos (mallard)
Lineage: Eukaryota; Metazoa; Chordata; Aves; Anseriformes; Anatidae
Product: ras-related and estrogen-regulated growth inhibitor
Molecular function (GO): GTPase activity; GTP binding
Source: RefSeq, a predicted model, not a curated record